Molecule: messenger RNA, 11201 nt
Organism: Triplophysa rosa
Lineage: Eukaryota; Metazoa; Chordata; Actinopteri; Cypriniformes; Nemacheilidae
Exons: 8
Coding region: 5192-6697 (501 amino acids)
Cellular component (GO): synapse
Source: RefSeq, a predicted model, not a curated record
UCUUGUGCACAGACACAUCUGGCUUGAACACUGUAAUGCUUUCCUCACAUUAGAUCGCUGAAUAAACUGUUAAUCAAACAGACAAAAACAAAGAUACAAAUACUGGCACACAAUUUUUUUUAACCUUGUUCUAUUGUUAAUGAAAUUGGAGUAUUUUAAAUAAGCAACAACAUGCCUGGCUUACCACAACACCCCACAGGUCUCAUUAACAAAGCGUGAAUACACACGGAUUUGAUCGUAGAGUAUGCGUGAGAAAAAUUCCAUGUGAACGUUCAUAUUUAUAAAAACUGUCUUUGACAUGGAAAAGGGCUUAGCGUCACGUCAGGGUCUGAGCAGACGUACGCACUUUUGCUUUUCCAAAUGCUGCAGUUUUUGGAAAUAUAAGCCAUUUUUGCCGCUCGUAAAGGAUUUGGAAGUUGCUUUUUCAAUGACAUCAAUUAGAUAUCGUUAAAAGGCAGAGAACUAUUCAUCUGCACACAAUUUCAAUAUAAUUUGCGAUUUAUAUAUUUCACAUCUAAAACAGAGGAAUGCACAUGUUUUCUUUUCUUACGUUCCUUCUAAAAAUCACACAUAUAUACAGAAAUGAUUGUAAAAUCAAAUUUAGGACUGUUUAUAUGCAACAUUUUAUAAAUGAGGCCCCAGUUGUCCAGUCAAUGUGGUUUCACCAGACAUGCUGCUGUGUCUUUAAUAGAUAAAAUAUAUAAAAGUCUAUUACAGUCCCCUAUGUCAUAUGUCUAUGGGCCAUUCUAUAGAAUUUGUGCAAACUGCUGUCCCACAUAAAAAACACAUUUAAAAAGCAUUCAAGUAUUAAAAUCUUAGUUAUUCCGACUUCCUGUGUGAGAACGCUGGUGCGCUUGUGCUGCCGCUUCACGUUGGUUAUGUUUGUUUGGUUUGUUUAUUGGCUAAUACGUUUUUGGAUAUGUUUCUGCUGGGAUUCGACAGCUCUGGAUUACUUGGAUUAUUUUCUGGACUACUCCAUUUCUUGCGACAUCUGAUUUGAUCUGAUGUGGGGUUGAACGAGCUCAGAUUUUUUGAAGUCAACUAUUAUGUGAUAAAAGUUGCGUUGAUGUCGACUAGUCGAUGACGUCAUUAAUAAAUAAAAUAAGAGCGAGGGAAUGAAUGUUUUGCAAUAGGAUUUGAUGGGUGUGGGCAGUAAAACACUUGUGUUUGUGUGGCUGUGGGAGAAUGGCAGAACUCCCGCAAAAUAGCCUCUAAAAAUAUAGUAUCCAAAUACAAAUGAACUGUUGUUCAUCUAUUGCACAAGAGCAACAACAACUAAACUAAAAUAAAACUAUUUUAAAGUGUGAGGUCGGUGGUAGUGGCGCUAUGCAGUUAAAGGGCAGCAGGUGGAUCUCUACAGCAGCCUAACGUUACUUCAGAUCUGAAGCGUGUGUACAGACCAAACUUCCCUGACAUUUACAACAAGUCAACUGAAAGGGUCAUUUGCACUAAUAGAUGAAACAACAGAAAAAUAUGUUGAGUUUGUUUGUGACGGCCUAUGACUUUAGAACAAUGUCAAUAUAUUUAUUAGCCUAAUGCAGCAGACGCUUUAUCAUAGCGGACUUAAACGCAGCACCAAUAUGAGAAACAUUUUUAUUUAUUCUGUUUCUUUCAUGUUUUAUAAAAUGGGGAACGAUUACAAAAAUAUCCUAUAAUAUUAAAAGAUCUGCAUGUAGAAGCACAGCGCACUGAAAUCUAUGUAACGUUAGGCUUUACCUGUGAGCUUUUGCGGCUUCAGAUCAAAUCGUGAAUGUUGCGGAUGAAAAGAGGACACAUUGUUAAUGAUGCGUGCGGUAGCAGGACAAGAUAACAUAUAUUAUUGCCAGUGUGGCAGAAUCCCGCUGAAGCAGGUGGGAAUGACAUGCCACGCGCAGCUCUAUUGGAACAGCCUCUUCUUAAAGGUACAGUGUCAAAAUCACAUGAACCGCGACUUGUCAACUAGUUCUUUCAACCCCAGUGAGUCUCCACUCUCUUUAUCAUUUUGUGGUGUCUACCUCGGUAUGGUUGAGUAGCCUUCCCUUCCGUGGAUUGUGUGGUCUGUGGAUUCGAUAUGGUUCUGGCUAACAUAGUUAAACCGAUUGUUGUGUGGUAUGUUGUUGUGUGGGUCCCAUUGGUUUUUGGUCAUGUCGACACGUAAUCAUUUGCAGGUUUUGUUCUUUGGUCUUUUUGUGCUGUUUUUGGCUGACGUUAAUAAAGAGACUUCUCCUGAGAUGAUUUCUUCUGCUCAACUUAGAACUUUAAAAGGAUCUCUCCCCUUGGCUCCGGACACUAAUAAAUGGUGUGAACAAAUAGGAAUUCUACGCCGACCCCGCUAAACACACCGUUUACGGAAGAAACUUCAGACUUAUCACUGCUUGUCUUCAAAUAGUAUUCCGGUGCUUCUAGUAAAACACAACAGGAAAUGGUGUAAUCAACUUUAGAAAUAUGAGACCAUUACGCUUCGAUCUCAUCUUUGGACACUGCAAAAUAGCAUCUACAGAUAUGCGAUGUGCGCUACUGGAAACUUGUUCUUUUACUGGUAAAGCAUUGGUGCUAAAUGACAUUAUCAUUGACGCAAAUCUGGACAUGCUACUUUUGACGGAAACCUGGAAGGUGCCCAAUGACGUUUUCAACUUAAACCUCUUAACUCCACCUGGGUACAUCUAUUUCUCUAAACCUCAUCUCCAUCGUAGAGGUGGAGGGUUGGCGGUAGUAUGUCAUGAGGGUUUCACAAUAUCUAAGAUUGAGUUCCAUGACGUAUAUUUUGAAUAUCUUGUAUUGAAAAUGACUGGCAUAACAUCUAGAAGCAUUUUGUCUGCCUAGCUAGCUGUACAUUUACAUUUAGUCAUUUAGCAGACACUUUUAUCCAAAGCGACUUACAGAGAGUUCAGGGAGCAAUAAGCGAUAUGACAAACAGGAGCAAUAAUACAAUAGGUGCUAAUACAAAUUUACUAGUUUCAACAAAAGUUAGACCACUACCCGUUGAGAGAAAGAGAGAGGGUUAGUGUUUUUUUAUUUAUUUGUUUGUCAAUUAUUCAUAGAAGAGAUGGGUUUUAAGUAGUUUUUUGAAUGUUGUGAGAGAUGUGGUUGACCAGACUGAGUUAGGAAGAAUGUUCCACCAGGAAGGAGUUGUGAAGGAGAUUGAGCGGGAAAGCGAUUUACUGCCCUUAUGAGAAGGCAAUACAAGACACCGCUGGUUUGCUGAACGCAGGGUUCUUGAUGGGGUGUAGGAGUGUAGGAGGGUGUAAAAGUAUGCCGGUGCAGAUCAAGUGAUAGUCCUGUAGGCAAGCAUUAGUUACUUGAAUCUGAUACGGGCUUCAACCGGUAGCCAGUGGAGAGAGAUUAAAAGGGAUAUCACAUGAGCCCUUUUGGGCUGUUGGAAGACGAGGCGUGCUGCUGCGUUCUGAACCAGCUGGAGUGGUUUCAUAGCCUUUGCAGGAAGACCAGCAAGGAGAGUAUUGCAGUAGUCCAACCUUGAGAUUACAGGGCCUGGACAAGGAGUUGUGCUGCAUGCUCAGUGAGAUAGGGUCUAACCUUUCUAAUGUUGAAUAAGGCAUAUUGGCAUUACCGCGUUGUCUUUGCAAUGUGAUCAUUGAAGGACAGCUGUUCAUCAAAUAUGACUCCGAGGUUCCUGGCUGUUUUGGAAGGAGGGAUUGUGGUAUUGUCAAGUUGUAUGGUGAGAUCGUGUUGCACCAUGGGGUUUGCCGGAAACACAAGUAGUUCUGUUUUGGCAGGGUUCAGAUGGAGGUGAUGCUCUUUCAUCCAAGCUGAGAUGUCUUCUAGGCAGGCUGUAUUGCGAGCUGCUACAGUGGUAUCGUCUGGGUGAAACGAGAUGUAGAUCUGGGUGUCAUCAGCAUAACAGUGAGGCAAGAAGCCGUGUGCCCGCAUGAUGGGUCCCAGGGAUGUCGUGUAGAUGGAAAAAAGCAGCGGUCCAAGCACCGAUCCCUGAGGGAACCCAGUGAUCAUUUGGUGAGCAGUGGACAGCGAGCCCCUCCAUGACACCCUGACACGGAAAGGUAGAUUUGAACCAGCAGAGAGGAGUGCCUGAGAUUCCUAGAGAUGACAGGGUUGCUAGCAGUAUCUGGUGAUUGAUGGUGUCAAACGUUGCAGAUAGGUCUAGCAGAAUCAGGACCGAGCUGUAGCUGUAGUUAACUUGCUGUGUAUGCUUGAACUAGACUAGUAGCUGUUUGUUAAAAAAGAACUAUUAAACUUCCUGCACUGCUUUUAAGGUAACUGUUGUUUAAGUAGCUGUUGUUAGCAGCUAGCCAUCUAGCUCGAGUUACUUUUCACCUAUCACUUUUAGUGACUUUGAAGCCUUGAGCUGUUAAUUGAGAAACUGGGCUCAGCGGUGAAGCAAUCACUGACCCAUUAAGCAAUCAGUGAGCCUGCAUUAUAUUAGCACUGAUUUCUGAUGCGAAAGCCCUCGUUUGAAGACCGACGAGGUAAAGACCUGCGACUCUACCUGCGCGACUCCACCAAGCGUUUUCGUUCCCUUUGCUACUGUCUAUUGUUUUGUUCUGUUUUGCUACUAACAUGUUUCCAGUACAUUCAGACUGUCCACCGUAGAUGCACUCACAAACGUACACUCAGCACGAUCUGCAGUCAGAGCCUUCCACAGUCUGCUUAUCUGGCUGUAGAGCUCUGGACCUGCCAGUCAUCUGUCAACAAGGCAGACUUCAUCCCGGCCUUCGCCAGUCAGUCUAAUCUCAAUGGCACUGACUGAAACAUGGAUCUGUAAAGAGAACACUGCUAACCCAUCGGCCCUCUCCAACAACUUCACCCACACUCCUCGUCUUUCUGGGAGAGGAGGGGGAGCAGGUCAACUGAGAUACUACUUAGAAGAGCUUGACACGCUGCUGUCCUCUAUCCCUGAAGACGGCACUCGACAGGCCUGCACAUGCUACACCCUCUAUCCCCUGGCUUUCUGAGACUCUGCGCGACCAUCGGACCAAGCUAAGGGCUGCCGAGAGGAAGUGGCGCAAGUCUAGAGACCCUGCUGAUCUCUCCAAUAGAGACCAUCAGCAGGCAAUUCUCUACUCAAUGCAUCCCUGAUCUCUCUCUUACCCCUCGAACUUGCAGAAUACAGAGCAGUUACUCAGCACUGCAGAGGAUCAACCAGGACUUAGAGGACAAAAUUCACCAAAAUUCACAGACCCAUGAUGAUGAGAAACGAGCUCUCAGCAGAGAAAUCAUCGUCCUUAACAAUCACCUAAUGGAAGCUAAGAUGACCAUUGAGAAACUGAGAGAGGAUAAUGAUUUAUAUAGGAAAGACUGUAACCUAGCUGCCCAACUCUUGCAGUGCAAUAAGUCUCACUACAGAGCCCAAUUAUCUGAGUUACCUGCAGAAUUUCAGGAGCGUGUAAGCUUGCACAUGGAGGGUUCCGCCCUUUGCCACUCCCCAUAUGCCGACACAGUGCCUACCUCUAUUAUUGCCAAGGUCCUGGAAAAACCAGACAAGGUUUGCAGCAUUCAAGCCUCUCGUUCACCUAGCCCACAACCCCAGGAACGUCAGGGCUUUCUUGUGGGCACAAGCCUUGUAGGUAGCACUGAGCGUCUUGGUCUCCGAGCCACAUACAAAUCUGACCUGUACAACAGUGACACAGCACUUUAUUGCCCUGAUGAACGAAGGCGAGAGCGCAGACCUAGCAUGGACCUCCAUGGGCAGCGGAAUGUCUAUGAACCCCAGAACUCCACCGAUAGCAAUCCAGAAGAGGGUUCCAUGUCCAUACAGCCUAGUUUUUCUCAGGACCACUUCCAAAAGUUUACCACCUCUCUGAGAGGUGGCAGCAGCUCCUACUCCAGCUUUAGUGGAGGAGGGUCAGAAGAUAAGGGUCAGGAUCCUCCUAGUAGUGCUGCAUCUUCUCCACGUCACCAUGCUCUUUACAUGGAAUGGAGGGAUGGUGUUGAAUAUGAGCACAAAAGCGACUCCUCCUGGGAGAGGGAGAGUCCAAGUGCCUUUACUAAGGCCCAUACUUUUCAACCACCUGAGUCCAGCCAUCAUCAGAAUGGUAGCUCACCCAUCUACAGCAGAACCAUGUCCUCUUGUUAUAGUGAACCCUAUGAGCCCCUGCCACCUUCAACCUCACCGAGUAUCACCUAUGGAGACAGUCGUCGUGGAAGUGCUUUUGCUCCUGAGGAAGAAGAGCCGAUUGGUCGAUGGAGGCAACUGAGUGUGGAGGACCUGAGUGCUCACACAUACCGAAGUCCAGGGCGGGCCUCACCCUACAGCUUCUCUGAGCAGCACUUCUCUGUCAGGCCUGCUAAAAUUCGCCUUGGUCCUCUCUACAGUAGCUUUCAAGAGGGUACUGAUGUUUACCAUCAUGCAGGGGUUCUAGACCCUUUCUCCAGCCCCAGUCCUGAGUGCAGUCCAAGUCUACGUCAACAACAAAGUCAGUCUCACCUGUACCGCUCCAAGGAGGACAGCCAAGAGUCUGAGCACAGUCUCUAUACCCCAAAAGAAGGUGGAGUAGCAGCUGGAGGCCAGACGACUGAGUAUGUUGACGAAAGUCCCAACAGUUCAAAUGAGUCGCUGGACCAUGGUUCUCUGGAGAUGGCUGCUGACCUCCAGCAUUAUCAAUCUGAGAAGCGCAGUGUGUCCCCUCAGGGAACCACCCCACCACCUCCUCCACAACAACCGUACCAAAAAUUUGGCACACUAGGACUGUCACGUAAGGACAGUCUCACCAAGGCACAGCUCUAUGGUACAUUACUAAACUGAAACCAAAUAGUAUGGUUACCCCCUCUUGUAAAUAGGUUUUGAAUGUGAAGAUACAGUAAGAGCCAAAUGCAAUUUGGAAUGUUAAAUAUUUUCAUUGUAUGUGAAUUUUUUAUUUUUUUUCCUCUGUUACAGUGUUUUCUAAAGAUUGAAACUGAUCUGGUCACAUUUUUACAGUUAAUAUGGAGCUCUAACUUUUAGUACUAUUUGUAUAGCCUGUUUUGAAUGUUUAUUAAUGGUCCUGUAUGAUUUGUGAGACAGUAACUUAAGUGCAUAAGAUAUAUGGAUAUUGGAAACAUUGCACGAUUUUGAGAGGCUAAUUUAUUUUUAUUUCAAUAGCUUUCUAGGCUCAUAAGAUUUUGUGCAAUGAAUGAUCGGUACAUGCUAUAUUAAAAGAAAUGUUAAUUUUAACAAGAAAUUUAUUUUUAUUAUAGAAUUUAUCAACAGCUGUAUUUAUUGUUAACUAUGCUUUGUCUAUAACAGUUUAAUAAAUGUAACUUUAUGAAGUGACAAAUAUACAGAAUUGUUAAUCAUAUACAGUUUUUCUCAAUUGCUAACAAGCGUUAACCAAUACUUGAGUUCCAAGUACUUUUUCUAAACUCUUAACACAUUGACACACCUACAUCGCACAAUUAGCAAAAUAGUACAUUUUCUGCCCAAAACCACAUUUUGUUAAAUAAAUACAAACUCUACAUUUCAAAAUACUAAAUGUCUUUUUCUACAUAUACUAACUCUCUCAAAACACAGCAAACCCAAAUCUGUCUCCAUGACAGCGCGACUGACUACAGAACGCGCUCAGUCAGUGUUGAACUGCCUGAAACAUUUCAGGCAGUCAGCGGUUCCCCUACAACAAUUUCAGAGGCUCCUGGGACACAUGGCAUCCUCGGCGGGGGUGGUCCCCCUCGGGUUGAUGCACAUGCGACCGCUCCAACACUGGCUACAGAGUCGGGUUCCCUGGAGAGCGUGGCACAUCGGCAGCAGGUGUAUGGUCUUCAUGCCUUUCUGCUGAAGCACCCUAACCCCCUGGUCUUCAAUGACCUUUCUGCGGACAGGAGUCCCCCUAGGGCAGGUCUCAAGGCACGUCGUGGUGACGACGGAUGCCUCCCUGCAGGGUUGGGGUGCCGUGCGAACGGGCACGUUGUGUCCUUCAUGCCACAACACUGGCCGCCCACCGCAGUGGUCGAGGGAUGCUCUUAGGCUCCUCAGCCCAAAAGGUGAAUGAAUGAGCACGCCGUCUUCCUUUUAUACCUGGAUAUCUGGGGCGGAGUCCGGCAUGCAAAUUUAAUUCACCAAUUUCAUUGGCCUUUUCAAAAUAGUCAGAAGAUGAUAGGUUCUCAAGACAAACCCCAUCUGUCGGUUCGACACAACGUCUCGUUCCCUCCAUCAGGGAACAGAGGUUACAUACGAAACCAAGACGUUAACAGUUGCUAGGUGUGGCUGUCAUGUUUAAAUAUAGUGCUAUGUUUUAUAUAGGUUGGAUUUGGUGACUUACUCACCUGAGAAAUAUGAUAAAAAAUCUUUCAUGCUGCCAAAACACUCUUUGUCCAAUAUCUCCAUGAAUACACAUCAAAAACACACCAAAAGCUCACAGAAGACAGUCAUCUGACAGUGAGAGAAAAAUACCAAAAACUCAAAUUGCUCGACUCUAAAUACCUAUCCAAAACAUCCAUGUUACAUUUAACCUUGCGUUACUUUGUGCCUCGCUUACCUCUAGUAUAUGAACUACAUAGUGAAGGAAUCAUUAGUACUUUACAGAAUGUACAAAAUAAGUAAGUUACAGAAUUGCUGCAGUAAAGGCUUUAUUAGCAAUAUGAAAUUGCUGUUAGUAAUAAUAAUGCAUGCCCUUUUUUCAAAGAUAGCAAAAAACAGACAAAAAAGUACAGUGGUAUAUGAUCUUCAGCAUUUGGAUACAUUAUGAUCAUAUUAUGGAAAUACUAUAAAUCUGGCUGUCUCAGAAUGAGACUGCAUCAACUAUUUCUCAAUUAUCACCAAUUAGAAAAGUCUUAUUAGCUCUUUUACUGUAAAUUGCUGUUGUUGCAGAAUAAGAGGUUUUAUACUAUAUUUAGGGAACAUGAGGUCUUCAUUUUUGCAAUGCUGUGUUAAAGCAUUUGUAAAAAAGACACGAAAGAUCCAUGAUUUCGGUAUGGAGAAAGCUUGUGUAAAAAGAAAAUUAAGCAUUUUAGAAACAUGUUAAUUAACUGAAUAUUGUGUGAAAACAACAUGAAUUGUGUUAAUGGAAUGGUUACCGCAGACGGGUGUUGUGCUAAUUGUGUUCAGAGUUUUGAAAAUGUGACUACAGAUUGGUCAAAGGGAUGUUAGCGAUUGAAAAAAAGCGGAAAUUUGCUACAAAUACAGUGAGGCAAUCAGCACAGUCUUACAUGCUGCAUUAAAAUUAUAAUGCCUAAAAUUAUUCAUGAUAAUAAUUUGAGAUUUUACUAAAAUUCAUUGAUGGAUCCUUUUGCAUUUUGAAGAUUUUUUUUUUAAAUAACCUUAAUGUGUUUUACCUCCAAAUGUAUAUAGAAUUUAUUGAAAAUGCUUAGACUCCUGAUGUUUUUAAUUGGCUAGUGGAAUUUAUGAGGUUUUCUUUCUUUUGUUCCACAGUGCUGUAUGUCCCUCCCUCAGGCCCUUUCUACCUCAUGAUUUAAUCCUUCUUUUCUCUUUCACUCAGUUUAGCUGGGAUCAGCUGGGAUUGUGUGUCAGUUGACACAAUGAUGCAUGCAUUUUCUUCUGUUUGACUUUAUCAAAUAAAGCACAAGAGUUGCACCAUAUCUGCUGUUGUAGUGUAUUGAGAAUAAUUGUAUAAAAGGGCCUUUCACAUUAGCACAUUUGGUGCACAGCUUGAUUCGAUUGACAUCAGAGUUCGGUUCAUUUGAACGAUGUGAACACUUUUUUGAAUUUGGGUGGGCACCUGCGAACUAUAUCCAAGUCUGCCUAAAAAGGGUGGUCUGGGAUACGGUACAUGUUGUGGGGGAUUUACAGUAAAAGACCCAUAGACCAGAUAUAAAGGAAUGAAGACAAGAAGUCAGGAAUGCAAUUAAUAGAAUUUACUGAAGAAAAAUAGUUUUUAGUUUUGCCAGUAGAAGUCAGCUUCAACACUCUCAAGGAGUUACACAGGCUGGCAUGCCUCCCAGCUAACACAGUUACGUUGUGACGACGUACCUGGACCAGACCAUAUUCGUUGCCACGACGUACCAUAAUAACGUUCCAGCGACGUAACUUUGUGAUUCCCAUAUUUUGUCAUGUCUUCGGUCUGAUUAUGUUGAUCUCUGUUGUUGUUUUCCUCAUGUGUGUGUGUUUUGACAGUUCCCCAUGUGCGCGUCUCUGCCCCGCCACCUUGUUAUCCCAUUCAUUACCCAUAUCACUUUCACCGGCCUCACAUUUAGUCCUCACCUGUUUCUUGUUUGGUUAAAUGCUUCUCCCUCUAUUUUAGCUCCCCGUGUUCUCUCGUUCUUUGUCAGAUUGUUGUGUGUUACAACGCCACGUUUUGGCACCUUGGAAAUCUCUAGCUUAGUCUAGUAACUAUCUUGUCAUAGGUCUGUCUGAUCUCAGUUAUAGUUUUUUGCUCCAACGAUCUCGUCUCAGACUCCAAUGCCACACUGUAAAAAAUGCUUUUAAAAAACAGCCAAAUUCUGACAGUAACAUACUGUUUUUUGUUAAAACAGUAAUAUACGGUAGAAAACAAUGCAUCCUGGGCAAUAUUUUGCAGUUUAAGAAACUACUGUUAAUUUACAGCCAUCUGUCAACAGUAAUCUACUGUUGUACUGUAUGCAAUGCAUUGUGGGCUGUGUUAACCCCUUCAGUCCCUGAUUCAAUAAGUGAAAGUGAAAGUGAAAAGUGAAGUGACCCCUGCUUCUAACCCAUCCAGAGAGUAGUGAACACACGUACACCCGGAGCAGUGGGCAGCUAUCACUGCAGCGCCCGGGGAGCAAGUAGGGGUAAGGUGCCUUGCUGAAGUCCUACUCUCUAACCAUUAAGCCACGACUGCCCUAAUUUGGUUUAGACCAAUAAAACUGCAUGUUUCUAUCAUUUUAAUAAUACCUCACAGAUUGUUUACCAAGUUAAUGGUAACCUCGUUGUCUUGCCCCUGUUAUAUUUUAUUUGAUUGUUAUGUUUUUCAAAAAAUCUAAAGAUAUUUUAGAGUUGUACAACACAGGAUUUUAUUUAUUUAAUGUCCAUCCCAGUGGACUUGCGGUCUUAAAAAUUAUAAGAUGGCAGACUUUUUUGCACUCCAGCUCAUUACACGCGAUUGGUAUUUCACAAACAUUGAUCCCUUGAUUACCAAGCACAAGCAUAAAUAUGUUCAAAUCAGCCAUCAAAUAUACACAGAAACCCAACAGGCACAAUCAGACAUAUAAGGCAUAUAUAUAGGCUACACAUUUUCUAUUUACUUAUUGUAUUACUCAGUCCUACAAUAAAUAUGUAUUUUUUUAGCAUUUUUUUUACUUUGACUUCUAUCACACUGUUUAGGUUUAAAUUAUAAUUCACAUGGUUAAAACAUGCAAUUUUU